UUUAUUUCGACAUUCCUGUGAAGAGGUUCGCCGGUCUCCGACUCUAAUCUUUACGCAAAAGUUGAUAUAACCAUACUGAAUACCCCCUGAAAUAGGGAAGAGUCAUUUCCGUUGACGGAAAAUACAACAUAUCGCUUGUGAAAAUGAGCACCGAUAGUAUUGAGAAGUUGUACAAACAUUUUGGCAUUUUAGCCGACGCCAAAGACAAACUCCCCGAGCAUGAGAAGGAGUACUUGGAAAUCCUGAAGGCUGUGAAGGGGAGCCCGAAGGAGAAGCGUCUGGCGUCCCAGUUCAUCGCUCGGUUCUUCAAACAUUUUCCAAAGCUUGCGGAUAAGGCCAUUGAAGCACAUCUAGAUCUCUGUGAGGACGAGGAUAUUGCUAUUCGAAAACAAGCGAUCAAGGAUUUACCAUCCCUUUGCAAGGAUAACAAGGAGCACACACCGAGAAUUGCAGACAUUUUGGCGCAGUUACUGCAGGCCGAGGAUCCCACAGAGCUUGCAGUGGUUCAUAAUAGUAUUAUGUCACUGUUGAAAAAUGAUUCCAAAGGAACAUUCAAUGGAUUUUUCAGUCACAUCCUCAACGACGAUGGUGAACGUGAUGGGGAACGCGAGUCUUGUAUUAAAUUUCUAGCCUCAAAGUUGAAAUCCAUUGGACACGAUGUUAUAACAAAAGAAUCUGAAGAUUUAUUGAUUGCUGAGUGUAAAAAAAUACUUAACGACGUGACAGCCAGUGAAUUUCACGGAAUAAUGGACGUUCUCAGCUGGACAAGGUUGGGAUCGACAGUCGCAGGACAGCAGGAGCUCGUAGACAUCACUGUUGAACAAGCAGAAUUGUCAGUGCCUUUCAAACACAGCAGUAUCGAGCAAUUGGACAGACUGAUACAGUGUAUAAAGCACGCUCUUCCGCACUUCAGUGCCCAAAUCAACUCUUCAAAGUACGUCUCCUACAUUUGCAUCCAAGUUCUACCUCAUCUGUCUCUGAUAUCAGCCCCUGACGGUCGGGAUGCCCAGCUCAUCAUUCUGAAACUGCUAGCUGAGCUGAUAACAUUCUGUGGAAAUGUGGAGAAACCGGAGGAGAAAGUUCAGCAGUUGUACAAUGCACUGAUUGUCUACAUGCCACUACCCCCAGACACGGACAUAACCGAAGUUCCAAAAUUAGAAUUCAGUCAUGUCGAGUGCCUCAUGUAUGCGUUCCACAAGCUGUGCAAGCAAACUCCAGAAUUUUUGAUCAAGGAUCCAGAGCAGCUGAAAGAGUUCAGGCUGAGGCUACAGUAUUUCGCAAGGGGGAUACAAGGGUACAUUAAGAAGCUGCGUGAAGCCAUUGGUGGUAAAACUGAGGAGGAGCUAAAAUCCCAAGAGAAUCAACUGAAAGUGGUUGCCCUCAAGACCACGAAUAAUAUCAAUACACUCAUCAAGGACCUGUUCCACUCACCACCGAGUUUCAAGAGCGUUAUUCAUCUUUCCUGGAAAACUCCAGUGGUCGAUGCUAAGAAGGUGGAAAAGACAUCGUCAAUUCAGAAACGACACACGCCCAUCACAUACGGCAAUGGUGGAGGCCCACCCAAACGCCAUAAGGACGACAAGCCGGGAGGCAAGAGGGAGAUUUACACACCGCCAAGUGGAAAAUACAGUGCCAAUAUUUCAUCAGGAAAUUACGGAAAUCGAGGAAGAUUCAGGGGGAAUCGAACAGGUGGACGUGGGGGUUUCCGACCUCGAGGGCGAGGUGGUUGGAGAAAAAACUCCUACUAAUGUCAGUUUAUUCAUCGUUCUACAUAAAAAAAUAAACAAAAACUGACCUGGGAACGAGGACAAGUGGAUGGUUUUGGUUGAAAUUGUGUGGAUGCGUCAAGAACUGUUUAACAACAUGGAAAAAAAGUGACGUGAACUUCAUUUGAGACACGAGACGCGCCGGAGGACAAUUAACGAUUUCUCCAUAUUGUUUUAUUUUGUUCGUGUGAAAAUUUCGCGAGUGAUAAUUAUUUUGUUAUAUAUUGCCCCUCGAGGACUUUGAAUUAAUAACUGAAUCGUCUGUAGAGUGAAUGAAAUGAGUUUUCAUUUUGUCGAGGGCGUAGGACGAAGCUUAUGAAUAGUGGGCGAUGAGACGGAUCAGUACAAACUUGAUACAUUGAAAAAACCAAUGGUGAAGUGCGAGUGAAAAUACGUUGAAGGAGAUUAUUCCAUCGACAAACUGUUCAAGAGAACAAGUGGGCUACCAAUAUGUAUUUCCUAAAUCAAAACCCCUUCUCUCCCAGCGUAGAUCACUCCGAGUUUUCCAAGUUCUCCCUUUCACAUUUCCUCCCUCAAUGUAAUCCUCAGUCUGAACAUUUUUUGUAUGUUGACAGGGGCACCAAUUGUACUGUGGACUAGCAGUUGGAGUCACCAUUAUUUUUUUGAUUACCAUUUCUCAAAUCAAAGAAACUGUUUUCCAUAUUUUUCUAAAUUUUUAUUGAAUAAAUAACACCUAUUUACUUAUCACUA
Molecule: messenger RNA, 2477 nt
Organism: Diachasmimorpha longicaudata
Lineage: Eukaryota; Metazoa; Arthropoda; Insecta; Hymenoptera; Braconidae
Gene: Cass
Product: cassowary
Exons: 7
Coding region: 144-1748 (534 amino acids)
Biological process (GO): negative regulation of apoptotic process
Cellular component (GO): nucleus
Molecular function (GO): RNA binding
Source: RefSeq, a predicted model, not a curated record